CUCCUGCGCUCGGUUGUGCGCGCCUUCUACCGCGACAGAGAAGCCUACGACAUGCGCCACAUCCUCAUCGUCGACGCCCUGGUGAUGCACUCGGCGCUCCGAGACGACGACCUCGGCUACCUCAUGUCCAUGAACCUCAAGGACCUCCACAAGAUCUGCGCGACUCUCAAGGAGCAGCGCUUCAUCGCCCAGCACGUGCGCCCCGAGAUCAAGGAGGGCCAGACGAAGCCGAGCAACCGGACAUACUACUACAUCGACUACCGGCAGGCGAUAGACGGAAUCAAGUGGAGGGCAUACACCGUCGACAAGGCGGUACAAGGAAACGCGGUGCCGGCGCAGGAGAAGAAGGAGUACUUCUGCAGGCGCUGCAAGUCGGAAUGGACGCAGAUGGAGGUGCUGGACAACGUCACGGCUGCCGGCUUCAUAUGCCACAGGUGCGCGUACGUGCUCGAGUAUGACCCCGAGCGGCAGGCCGGUGGUCACGAGCAGUCCACGCGGCUGAACAACCAGCUCAAGUUCAUCACCGAGCUGCUGCCGCGCCUGGAUGAGGUCGUCAUCCCAGAUAACACAUUCGAGGUCGCCCACUCGCACGCGCGGCCUGUCGAGCGCGACCGCACUAAUCAGGUCGCCAAGUCGACCGUCGUGGAGAGCGCCAAACCGACAGCAGUCCGGGGUAUGGCUAAUACAGGACCGCGCGACCUCACCAUCAGCAUUACGGAUCAGGAGAACAUCACGGAAGAGGAAGCCCAGGCAGAGCUCGAGCGCCAGAGGAAGAUCAAGGAGGCAAACGCCCUCCCCGUGUGGCACGUGCAGAGCACCGUCACGGGU
Microdochium trichocladiopsis is the source of this 828-nucleotide messenger RNA. RefSeq lists its product as uncharacterized. Gene Ontology annotation, biological process: transcription initiation at RNA polymerase II promoter; transcription open complex formation at RNA polymerase II promoter. The record is from RefSeq and is a predicted model, not a curated record. Gene Ontology annotation, cellular component: transcription factor TFIIE complex. Lineage: Eukaryota; Fungi; Ascomycota; Sordariomycetes; Xylariales; Microdochiaceae. The transcript has a single exon. The annotation marks the transcript as partial.